AUGUCCCAAGACUUGCAAUUGAUUCAAAAUGUCGAACUUAGGUUUGCUCUAGCCGAUUCUACAGAGAAAUUCCAGUCAGCUUUAAAUACUUAUUUGGCACCACUUCUUUUGAAAUUUGCCGUGGAUGAUACACAAGUAAGAACUCAGCUAGCAAAAACAAUUAAGUUCCUGUUGUCAAAAAUCAAUGCUACUUCUGAGCUAAAGUUGCCUGCACAGAGUUUGCUGAAUCAAAUAAGGGAACCAAAUCUAAAGCCAAAUCAAAAUGCCACAAUCGUUCAAAAUUACACUCUUUUAUUCUUAUCUAAAGCUAUUACAAGACUCUCAGAAGAUGAAAGGUAUGAUAUUUUUUUUAAUUUAUUGAAUAAUAUUUCUGGCUUCACAGUAUCUGUUGCGGCUAGGUUAUUUAAUAUUUCAUGUAAAGUUCUGGAACUUUCACCAGAUGCCAAUAUGGAUAGAUUCUCAAGCUUGCUGGAAUGUUUACCCGAAAAGGAUAAACAGUUUCUUGAAGAAAAAUACUUUAAGUUCAUGUUGUUGCAUCCGGUUACCGCUGGUGUAAAUGGUUCUAUUUCGAAUAAUAUCACACAACCGGGAUUAUCUUCAGUUGAUUGUUCAUUUUUCUUUUAUUAUGCUGGUGUCACUUUUGACUCGUCGUCUUUGGCCCAAUACAAGUUAAAAAUUCUCAAAUUCGUGGAAAAUGCUGUAGGUAUUGAUAAAUCCAUAAUCCUCAUUUGUGCCAGCUGUGACAGUGAUUCAAGAGUAUCAUCUUAUGCUUCAACUUGUCUAAAAAGGCUUACUAUUGAUUAUGAAAGUGAGGAACUCAUAGGCAUUCUAGCAGAUUUAUUUAUAGGAUCACAUGAGAAACCUCCAGUUAAAUCCCACCUACAAGAAGCGUUUCUUAGUAUUUUCUGUAAGAGUAAAAUAGCAGCCAGAAAUGAUCUCAUUGAAAAAAUUUCACCAAUUGGUUUGAACUCAGAAAAUUUGAAGCUAAAGCAAGCAACCGUGUCCUUUGUUAGAUGGUAUACUACAGUAAACUCAUUGGACUCUAAAGGUGAUGAUACCGCUAAAAGAAUUGGAGACCAAUUGAAGCUCAACUUAUCAAAUGUCUCAACAGGUGGUGAAGAUCCAUAUCUAAUUGAAAACCGUCGAUUUCAAUAUGAAACUCUUGGUCUUUUGCUGAAGAAAUCAAAAAAGUUGCUAGACUUCUCUUAUAUUCAAUUUUUGAUUGAUAUGUUGGACAUCGAGAGCAAAGAUUUGAAACCUACAAUUAUGGAUGCUCUGCUGGGAAUCACUCUUAACUUGAGUUCAUUAACAAAUGAAGAUAAAUUGAAGCUUAAAAACCUGUUCGUUGACAUUUUCAAGAAGGGUAUUAGUCGCUUUUCAGAUCAGAGCACUAAUUUUGUCAGGUUUAUAGCCAUAAAGUACACAAACAUACUUUUUCCUUUUGAAGAUGCACUGUCUAGGGCUUUGAAUAUCUUAGGUCAAUCGAUACACGAUAAAAUUGAAACUAUUGAGGAAUCAAAAAGAGGUCUAAAUCCAUACCUUUUUUCUUUGGAUAAUGCUAAUACGGGAGAAGAAAUUCGUUUCCCUCAAUUCCAUGCAAUAGUCAAAUGCAUUAUUGAAUAUAGGGAUCUUAUUAACGCUGAAGUUGCGCUUUCUUUUGCUGUCAGAAGUUUGAUUAUGAAUUCUAUAUCCUAUCAGGAUACAGUUGUUGCUAUUGAUCAGUACUGGGAAACAAGAGUCGAUCAAGCAUUAAAUAUCGAUCCUGUUGUUAAAAAAUCACUUCUCUCAUCCCUGGAAACGUAUGUGGAUUUAGACGGCCGGUUGACAAAUGAUUAUAAAAGUAGUGCCUUAAAACAGUUUAUUGAUUUUUUUUUCAACUCACUUAUCCAGUCUAACAAAUUGUCAAGUUUGAUAACUCUGUACAAAAUUAUUUCGUUAUGUCCUCCGGUGGUGACUGAUUCACUAACGGUUCAUAUAUCUUUUUUGAUGGAUAACGAUUUUGAGAACAUGUCCAAUGAAUCAUACCACUAUAUUUCACAACUAACUGGUAUCAUUUGUACUUCGUUCAAUGUUUCCAACAACGACCUAGUUUCUAUAGUAAACAAACUACUAGAGGAGGAAUCUAUUUCUCCUUUGGCUUACGUUAUUUCAAGGUUAUAUUUAAGGGGUAGACGUGAUGUUUUAUCUGAAGAACUGUUGUUGAAAGCUUUGGGGCUGGUUGAAAAGCAUCUUAAUACUUCUUCUACUAAAUCGCUCGAAGUCUCACUUGAUGCAAUUUCACAAUUUUCUAUGUUUGGAUGUCUCAACAGCACUUCUGCCCAGAUUAACAAUUAUAAAGAAACUUUUAUCAAGAAAAUUCAACCUUUGGUCAAAAAGUGUUUAGAACCGGCAGUUUAUGCAUGGUGCUAUUUAGGUCUUACAAUGGCGGAUGAAACCUUUCCGUCUUCCGAGAAUACCAUGUUUGAAGAGGCAAUAUAUGCGACAUAUUUGACAAAACAAAUUGAUAAUCUUUUUGCUCUGGGUGAAGGCUUGGCUAUAUUAAGUGAUGGUUGGUCAUCAAAAAAUAUGAAGGGAUUAAUUGACAUUCCUGGCACUGUUCUUUCCAUUGAGUUCUAUCCAAAAAGGUGUGAGCCGAUUUUGAAUAAUGUGCUCGCAUUUUGUGAAAACCCGAAACCAAGUUUACGAAAAGCAGGUUGUAUAUGGUUACUUUCAAUGGUUCAAUACUGCACCGAUGAUAUCAUAAUCAGCAGGCUUGAGGAAAUUCAAAAAGCUUUUAUGAGAUGCUUAUCAGACCGUGAAGAAAUUAUUCAGGAUGCAGCUUCUAGAGGAUUAAGUAUUACAUACGGAAUGGGCAGUUAUGAAGUAAAAGAGGCUUUGGUUUAUGAUCUGCUUGGAUCAUUUACAGACUCAAAUAAGGCAACAAAAGAUCUGAUUAGUGGUUAUGUUGAUAAUGACACCCAGCUGUUUGAUGAAGGUGUAAUGAAUACCGGUGGUGGAGAAUCAGUUUCAACAUAUAAGGAUGUUUUAAACCUUGCUUCUGAAGUCGGUAAUCCAGGUCUUGUCUAUAAGUUUAUGUCAUUGGCUAAAAAUUCUGCUUUAUGGUCAUCAAAAAAAGGUAUUGCUUUUGGUUUAAGUGCAAUAUUAGAUAAGGAGCAACUAGAUAAGCUGCUAAAAGACAACCCUAACUUAUCGAGGAAGCUAAUACCUAAAUUGUUCAGAUAUAAGUACGAUCCAAAUACAUCCAUUUCCAGAACGAUGAACAACAUAUGGAAUAGUUUGAUCUUAAACAACAAGAAAACAUUAGAUGAUAAUUAUGACAACAUUUUCAACGAAUUGUUGAAUGGUAUGGGUAAUCGUGAAUGGCGUAUUCGAGAAGCAAGUACAGCGGCCUUGCAAGAUCUAUUGAGUCAAUGUGAUUUUGACAAAUUCAAAAAUAGUUUAGAGACUAUCUGGAUGAUGGCUUUCCGAGCGAUGGAUGACAUAAAAAGUUCCGUCAGGAAGGAAGGAGCAUCUUUAACGAGGUUUUUGGCUAAUAUAAUGGUUAUGAAAUUAAACAAUUCGUUGAGCAAGAGUGGCCAAGAAGCCAUUUUGAAGCAAUUGAUUCCAUUCUUUCUUGGUAAUAGUGGCUUAUUAAGUGAUGCUGAAGAUGUAAAAAAAUUUGCAUUCGAAACUUUAAUGAAAUUGAUUUCGACUUCCUCUCAAAGCUUAAAACCUUUUAUAUCAGAAAUUGUUAAACAGUUGAUUUUGCUGAUGUCUUCGGUUGAGCCUCAAGCGAUAAACUACUUGACCCUAAAUGCUGAUAAAUAUAAUUUGAAGAUUGAAGAUAUUGAUUCACAUAGGUUAGGUGCCGUGGGUAGCUCUCCAUUGAUGGAAGCCAUUGAAAAGUUGAUGGACUUAUUAGACGAAUCUAACAUCUCUAAUUUUAUUGAGGAAUUAGAAGCUGCGGUGAAGACGGCCGUCGGUUUACCAUCUAAGGUUGCGGGCUCCAAAGUCAUUGUCAUUCUGAUCAUGAGGCAUUUUUUUAUUAUCGGUAAACAUGGUGACCAACUGUUGAAGAUUGCCAGUAGUCAAAUGAAAGAUAGAAACGAAACAGUUGCUAAAUCUUAUGCAAUAGCAUGUGGUUAUUGUAUUAGAGUAGCAUCAAAUAAAAAGAUUGGUUCGUUUGGUAAGAAGGUCACUAGAUAUUAUUUUGAAAAAAGAUCUGAUAGCGGUACUGAUGAUAAAUUACCUAAGGUAUCCUCGAUUGCUUGUGAAUCUGUUUCAAAUUUCUCUGGCGACCAAUUUCAGUCACAUGCAUCAUUAUUCUUACCCUUGGCAUUUAUUGCUAAACAUGAUCUUAACAAGGAAAUUGCAAAAACAUUUUCUAAGGUUUGGUCUGACUAUACAAAUUCCAGUGUUAGUGCUAUUAAACUAUUUUUCCCGGAAAUCAUCAACUUGAUUAACAGUCAUAUUAAUACCCCAGCUUUUGCCUUGAGAAGAACUAUUGCUUUAACUAUUAUUGAAAUUAUUGAUGUUUUAGAUAUUAGAAUAAACGAACUAAAUCCGGGACAUCUUGCCGAAUUAUAUAAGAUAUUGUUGGAGUCGUUAGAUGGACGUAUAUAUGAUGGUAAGGAAAAAUUACUUGACUCAUUAGUCAAUUUAGCAUGUAAAUCAUCGAGCUUUCUAUCCAAAAAUGAUGAAUUAUACCAGAGAGUCGAAGAGCGUGUUGUUUUUGAAGCCAACAGAAAAAACAAACAGUACCAAAAGUUUAGUGUUCUUGCUCUUGGUAAGCUCCUAUCUGUCUAUCACGAGAAAGACUCACUUUACGAUCAGUAUGUUAAUCUUGUUGACCAGUUACUGGAGUCAAGCGUUAAUGACUCUGAUGAUAGUGAUGAUGACGGCGAUAUCACCAUGCGAUCAGAUUCUACUCCUAUAAAAAAAACUUCGUUGGUACAAGUGAAUCUUACCCAAGCAAUUAUACUAAAUCUCAUACAGUCGUUAUCUAAUGGUAACUCCAUUAAUGAGAAGGUAUUACGUUAUACUUUCGAUACUACCAUAACGUUUCUCAAAUCGACAUCUGUUGACCUCCUUCCUACUUCGGAUGCUAAAUUCAAGUUAAAACAGGGAAUCUUGUCUAUUUUGACCAGACUAGUGGAGCUUAACAAACCUGGCCUUAUUAACAAUGACUGGUACAAUGAUAAGGUGAUAGAGGUAUGGGAGAUAGUAGGAUCACUCACUAGCACUACUGACAAUUUACAGCCUAUUCUAGUUGGAUUUGCAAGAGUUAGUGGACUUAUAUUAAAUCAGCUCCAAAUCAAAGAUGAUUAUACAAGUUUAAUAAUUCGGGAAUUAAAGAUUUUAAGCUCAGAGAAUGUUAGUCCGGUAGUGACUAUCGAAUGUGAUAAGAUAUUGUCUAAAUUUAAAUAA
Messenger RNA from Pichia kudriavzevii, 5406 nucleotides. RefSeq lists its product as uncharacterized. Gene Ontology annotation, biological process: proteasome assembly. The transcript has a single exon. The record is from RefSeq and is a predicted model, not a curated record. Gene Ontology annotation, cellular component: nucleus; cytoplasm. The coding region runs from base 1 to 5406 and encodes 1801 amino acids. Lineage: Eukaryota; Fungi; Ascomycota; Pichiomycetes; Pichiales; Pichiaceae. Gene Ontology annotation, molecular function: molecular adaptor activity.